Molecule: messenger RNA, 563 nt
Organism: Rhagoletis zephyria (snowberry fruit fly)
Lineage: Eukaryota; Metazoa; Arthropoda; Insecta; Diptera; Tephritidae
Product: glucose dehydrogenase [FAD, quinone]-like
Molecular function (GO): flavin adenine dinucleotide binding; oxidoreductase activity, acting on CH-OH group of donors
Source: RefSeq, a predicted model, not a curated record
AGUUCCGAUUACCUUGAUCAUCCACGCAUCUUUUCGAAUUACUUUAGUGAUCCCGAAGACUUGGCGACUAUAUUGCGCGGGAUACGCUUCAUCGAACGCUUAGAGCGCACAAAGGCCAUGCGGGAACUAAAUGCAACCCUGUUCCGUAUACCACUCGAGGAGUGCGAUGAGUACGAGUACCGCUCCGAAGCCUACUGGCGUUGCUACGUUAAAUACUUCGGAGAAGCGGGUUAUCACCCGACCGGCACCGUGAAAAUGGGCCCCAGUAGCGAUCGGGGUGCGUGUGUGGAUCCACGCUUACGACUUUAUGGUGUGGAGAACUUGCGAGUGGCCGAUGCCAGCAUAAUGCCCGAUGUGCCACAUGGAAAUACGAAUGCACCGACGAUUAUGAUUGGCGAAAGAGGGGCGGACUUUGUAAAACAGGAUUGGAAAGAGGAUGACCAAGGGGCGAAUGAGUCAAAGUGACGUAGUUUAAAUGCAUUAUAAGUCGAACAAUUUCUUUUACAAUCACGUUUUUUUUUAACUAAUCCUCCUCCGAAAAUAAAUGCAUAAAUUUCUAUUCA